AUGGCCUCAAAUAAUGAAGCCACAGGCUCCGAAAUCCCAGACAGGACGGUCGACGCUGCGAUAUCGAAGGACUACGACCUCUCACAUCCCAUCAACUCGACAUCGGGACUCCGGCAAGGCCUAACAUCAUACGGCGAUGCACAUUUCUCGCUAUUUCUUCGAAAAGUCUUCAUCAAGGCAUUGGGAUACUCCGACUCGGCGUUAUCGUCACCCAUCAUCGGCAUCAUCAACACCUACUCGUCGUUCAACCCGUGCCACUCGAAUGUGCCGCAGCUGAUCGAGUCCGUCAAGCGCGGGGUGCUCGCUUCAGGGGGCUUACCGGUUGAUUUCCCGACCAUCAGUAUCCAUGAGAGUUUCUCCAGUCCGACGAGCAUGUACCUGAGGAACCUGAUGAGCAUGGACACGGAGGAGAUGAUCAAGGCGCAGCCGGUCGACGCGGUCAUCAUGAUCGGUGGAUGUGAUAAGACUGUGCCGGCACAGCUGAUGGGUGGGAUCAGUGCAAACAAGCCGAUUCUACCGUUGAUCACGGGGCCGAUGAUGCCCGGGUCGGUGAAAGGUGAGCGCGUUGGCGCAUGCACGGAUUGUCGAAGCAAUUGGGCGAAAUACCGUGCUGGCGCUAUCGAUGUGGAGGACAUUAUGGAUGUCAAUGAGGAAUUGGCACCCACUGGUGGGACGUGUGGUGUGAUGGGCACUGCAUCGACGAUGGCGUGUAUCACUGCUGGUCUAGGCCUGCUCGAACUGAGGGGCGGAGCGACCGCGGCAGCAGUGAGCUCAGCGAGACUGAGAGUUGCUGAACAAGCGGGUAGGAAUGCAAUUGCUCUACUGAAGUUGGGAAACAAUAAGCCGCAGGAACUGCUGACACGAGAGAGCUUUCUGAACGCCAUCAUAGUCCUUCAAGCAAUCGGAGGAAGCACGAAUGCUGUGGUUCACUUGAUGGCAAUCAUCAACAGACACCCAAAGGUGGCGGGAACCAUUGAUCUCAAGACAUUUGAUGAGAUUGGUAGAAAAACGCCCCUUCUGGUUGAUUUGAAGCCUAGUGGUGAUAAUUAUAUGACCGACUUUCAUAAUGCUGGUGGUAUGCUAGCGCUGCUGCAUACGCUGCGGCCCUUACUGCACCUCAAUGCUACGACUUAUUGUGGCAAGACUUUGGGGGAACUUCUGGACACGACCCCAUUCAAGUCAUUCGAGUACUCUAGGCAAAUUGUCCGAUCACUAGACAAUCCUCUCCAUCCAAGUUCAAGCUUGGUUGUUCUUUAUGGAAAUAUUUGUCCCAACGGCGCAGUCAUGAAAGCAUCAGCGUCCAAGAAUCGAACUCUACUGCAUCAUCGAGGCACGGUCUGCGUUUUUGAGAAUUCCGCCGACAUGGCUAAGCGGAUCGAUGACCCCGAUCUCGAUGUGACGGAGAACUCGAUCCUCGUGCUCAAGAGUAUCGGCCCCGUGGGUAAUCCAGGCAUGCCAGAAGCCGGGUUAAUCCCCAUUCCGCAGAAACUAGGACGGCAGGGUGUCCUUGAUAUGUUGAGAAUCAGUGAUGGACGAAUGAGUGGGACUGCUGGAGGCACGAUAAUACUCCAUAUAUCGCCAGAAUCUGCAGACCUUGACUCUGUGUUUGGAGUCGUGGAGAAUGGGGACAGAAUAGUAUGUGACGUCGAAAACAGGAAGCUUUCCUUGGAAGUUGAAGACUCAGUUCUUGCGGAAAGGAUCGCGGAACGUAAACGGCGAGCUCAUUCAGUAUCAUCUCAUGGUGAGCAAGGUACGGUAAAAGAGCCAUGGUUGGAGAGGUCGAAUCGCAGAGGCUAUCGUGGACUUUAUGAACGGGAGGUGAAUCAGUCUCACUUAGGCUGCGAUUUUGGAUUCCUUACCGCUGAGGGUCCUGAACCUUCCAAAUGA
Messenger RNA from Exophiala bonariae, 1887 nucleotides. RefSeq lists its product as uncharacterized. The record is from RefSeq and is a predicted model, not a curated record. The transcript has a single exon. Lineage: Eukaryota; Fungi; Ascomycota; Eurotiomycetes; Chaetothyriales; Herpotrichiellaceae. Gene Ontology annotation, molecular function: hydro-lyase activity. Bases 1 to 1887 code for a protein of 628 amino acids.